Molecule: messenger RNA, 974 nt
Organism: Paramuricea clavata
Lineage: Eukaryota; Metazoa; Cnidaria; Anthozoa; Malacalcyonacea; Plexauridae
Source: the annotation of a GenBank genome assembly
AUGUCACAGUUGCAAUGUUCAGGUGGUUUGCAAGAUGGUCACAAUGACCAAAAUGAAGCUGCAGCAUAUAUGCAUUCAAACCCCUUCCGUGUGGACAAAAAUGUUGCUCGUGUGAUGCCUCUAAAUCCGAACUGGAUGUUUACGCACCAACAACAACAGGCUCAAUACUAUCCGUAUUUCCCUUACGUACUGCGACGUGCGCAUUUCCCAAGUGCAUCCACAAAUAUUGCUUUAUCUGUGUCCACAAGCUUGGACAUUGCUGCGCAUGAAAACUCCAGUUGCAGUAACAGUGCUCCAUCCACAUCGGCAAACAACACGAACAGCAAUCCAAAUAAUGGAGCCAAAACGUCAAACAAGUGGAGCGAGGCGCAAACCAGCGUACUGGUCAACAAGUGGAAAGAAAGAAUCGACGAGCUGGCAAUGGAAACUUGGCACAACAUUGUCCGAGCCGUGUGCAAUGUUGGAACGCUAAGAACUGCAAAGCAGUGCAAGGACAAAAUCAGAAAUUUAAAGUUAGCACACAAAACACAAAGACCAACAACAAGACCGGACGACCACACCAAACCAGUCCCUACUACAACUCUUUUGAUGAAGUUCUCGGUAUGCGGGCCAUCGUAACGAUGCUAGGGGUUCUUCAGAGUGGGAAACUGUCUGAAGAAUCUUCUUCUAGUGGUCAAAUGAAUGACUCCGAGUCAGAGGAGGAAUCUGACGACAGUUUACUGCCUGGUGAAUCGGAUUCGGAAAGUUCGCCAAGUUCUGCGAAACGACAAACAAAGUGGAGCAGAAAAAGAAAGCGAAGAAAGGCAAAAGAGGAGCCAAAAAAGAAAAGAGGAGCAGAAAAAGAAAGCGAAGAAAGGCAGAGUAACAACCGCGAUGAUCGAUUUGACAGAGAAGCUGGUGGGAAUGCAGAACUCCCAGAUGGAAAUGAUGGAGAAGGCACAGAAACAUGCAGAAGAUUUACUGGUCAAGCUUGA